GCGCUCACGACGAGCGGGGGAAAGUGCGUGGGCGGAUGAGGAAGUUGAGCGCUCAGAUUAAUGGCCACACACCCAUCGGAGUGACUACUUUUUCACCCCCCCCCCCCCCCUUUGGAUUGGCGCACCGACGUGGAUCUCCAUUCAGCAGGAAAACACACAAAUAAAACUGGACUUGUUUUCGUGAAGAUGACAAUCAAGUUGGGGGUCAUCCUUCUGUUACUUCUGUUGAUCCACGGUGCUCGUCCAAAUCAGAUGCCGCACGGUGACGACGAUGAAGACCUCCACGAUGCCACUGUCAAUCAAAUGCUGGUGCCCAGGUCGCACCAGGAGGACGCCACGCUGAUUCUCAACAAUCUACUCAAGGAAUAUGACAGGACCCUUCGGCCGGACAUUGGGGUGAAGCCAACAGUCAUUGAUGUGGGUAUAUAUGUCAACAGCAUCGGGCCUGUGUCAUCCAUUGAUAUGGAGUACCAGAUCGAUAUCAUCUUUGCCCAGACUUGGGUGGACACACGCCUACGUUAUAACAGCAGCAGCAUGCGGAUUCUCACUCUCAACAGUAACAUGGUGGGCUUGAUAUGGCUGCCAGACACCAUCUUCAGGAAUUCCAAGACCGCAGACUCUCACUGGAUCACAACACCCAAUCAGCUGCUCCGCAUCCGCAGCAAUGGAAAAAUUCUCUACACGCUGAGGAUGACCAUCAACGCUGAAUGUCAGCUGCAGCUCCAUAAUUUCCCAAUGGACGAGCACUCGUGUCCUCUCGUCUUUUCCAGUUAUGGCUACCCACGAGAUGAAAUUGUUUACAAGUGGAGGCGAAACUCAGUGGAGACAUCGGACCAGAAGUACUGGAGGCUCUACCAAUUUGACUUCAUGGGGCUCCGAAACACUACCGAUGUAUUGACCACGACUGCAGGAGACUAUGUGUUGAUGACGGUGUACUUUGACCUCAGUAGAAGGAUGGGUUACUUCACCAUCCAGACUUAUAUCCCCUGUAUCCUGACUGUGGUCCUGUCCUGGGUCUCCUUCUGGAUCAAGAGUGAUGCCACGCCGGCGAGGACAGCCUUGGGCAUUACCACCGUGCUGACCAUGACCACACUGAGCACAGUGGCCCGGAAUUCCCUGCCUAGAGUCUCGUAUAUGACCGCAAUGGAUCUGUUUGUCACUGUCUGCUUCCUAUUCGUCUUCGCCGCCAUGAUUGAGUAUGCCAUGCUCAACUACUGCUCCUAUAGUAUACGCAGACCGCCAGCAAAAAUGCAAAAACUGGCCUAUUCGUCCUUCACCAUGGGUCGGCCACCUCAUCGGCACAUGAUGCCCACGGGCAAUGCUCUCUUCUGGCAGGACUAUGACGACGACUGCCUGGACCAGUGCCUGGACGGGAAAGAUUGCAAGAGCUUCUUCUGCUGUUACGAGGAAUGUAAAGAAGGCGGCUGGAAGAAAGGACGCAUCCAUGUCAACAUCCAUGAGCUGGAUUCCUACUCUCGGGUAUUCUUCCCGACUUCCUUCUUGCUCUUCAACAUUGUUUACUGGGUCAGCUACCUCUACCUCUAGUCACACUGUUGACGUGGAGCAUUGGAUUUUGGGGAUUUGUCGUGCUGCCUCUGGAGUUGAGGAAGGGCCAUCAUUCUUUUGAGAGUUGAGGUAGAGGUGGUGACAAGAACCGGAACCGACCAAUCCUUUUCAGGACUCGAAGAAGACCGCUGCCAUCUGGGCGGCAAUGCAGUAUUUUGGCCCACAAGGUGGUAGAGCACCCAUAGUGCCUUCUUUAGAAAGGGUGCACAAGGCCACCGCAGCAUUUUAGUCUUUAGUAAAUCCUCCAUCACGGCGAAGCAUGCUAUAUUGUUUAACUCCUUGAUGAAACCAGCAUAGUUCUCACGACAGGAAAUGCUAGGACACUCACCAUGCAUUUUGUGGUACUUUACAAGUACAGUAGUUUUUAAUAAUAACAAAAUGCUACCAGAAUUACUGGUAUUGUUACAGAAAACCCUAGCAGACAAUGCGAUUUACAUUAAAAGAAUGCACAAGGGCUGCGUAACAACAAAGGGAUCUUGAACUUAACGGUAUGUUUUGUAGUAGUACGAGUACAAAGCCCAUGCAUUCAGUUCCACCAAGUCAAGUAUAUAUACAUAGAGAUUGUUUUUUUUCCCCUAAUGAAAAAUAAAAAUUAUUUCUGAUGCCCUGCCAUUAGUGGGACCCUAAACUGCCUCUCAUGCCGGGCUGGCAACAUCUGAGGUGCUGUAGAAUACAUACACAUUGUGGUCCAAUGUAGGCCACUAAAGAGAGAGAGAGAGAGAAAAGUGUUAAAAAAUGGAUGAGGCUGGAUGGUUGGGGAUGGAGUCGCUCAAACAGUCACCACAAUGUAAAAUUGAUGCCACAUAUGGAGACAUAUGGACACACGUGAAACCUAGGCUUAACUUUAAUGUUCUGUUUUUUGGCUUUGUAGAACACACACACGCACACACUAGCUUCUCUCAAUGUGUGUGUUGUGACAGAAAGGAGUUGCUGUAUUGUCUACUGUUUCCUUUUUCAUACAUAUGGAAUGUGUGUAGGCUGCUAGCGAGUACCAGUUUGUGAGCUUACUAUGUAUUCAUCAGGCCUCUGUGUCCAGUCCAGAGGUACUGCACGUGGUUAGUAGAAAGGCCCAUUUAAUGGCAGGUGUUGACUUUGUGUGCUGACUUUUGUCUUUUAAUGCAAAAAUUCCCCCACCUCUGAUAUUUCUACUACACUUUAUAAGUGUCUAUCGAGAUACUCUAAUAAAAACAAAAUCGCAAUUUUUAACCUGAUCAGUGUUUACAAAGCCACGUUGACAUCUGAGUACUGAGCUAUGGUCAGCAUUGGCAACCUCCCCACUCGUGUUAAAAAAUUAGAUGACAUUGCAAGUAUUACAAUAAACGUAUUGUCCUCACUUCCACCUCUCACUCUAAGCUACAGUAAUUUCUCCUGAAUCGCUGGGGAAAGAAAAAGCCAACCUGAUCAUGGAUCAGUACUCCCAGAGGAAAUCUUAUACCUUUUAACUGGACAACAAUUAUGUUUUUCUAGU
Molecule: messenger RNA, 3034 nt
Organism: Phycodurus eques (leafy seadragon)
Lineage: Eukaryota; Metazoa; Chordata; Actinopteri; Syngnathiformes; Syngnathidae
Product: gamma-aminobutyric acid receptor subunit gamma-3-like
Exons: 10
Coding region: 187-1545 (452 amino acids)
Biological process (GO): synaptic transmission, GABAergic; signal transduction; nervous system process
Cellular component (GO): synapse; neuron projection; GABA-A receptor complex
Molecular function (GO): GABA-A receptor activity; transmitter-gated monoatomic ion channel activity involved in regulation of postsynaptic membrane potential; GABA-gated chloride ion channel activity
Source: RefSeq, a predicted model, not a curated record